Messenger RNA from Chenopodium quinoa (quinoa), 2064 nucleotides. RefSeq lists its product as uncharacterized. Lineage: Eukaryota; Viridiplantae; Streptophyta; Magnoliopsida; Caryophyllales; Amaranthaceae. The record is from RefSeq and is a predicted model, not a curated record. The coding region runs from base 238 to 1467 and encodes 409 amino acids. The transcript has 12 exons.
CUAAAGUAAGCUUAGAGAAGUGAAAUUAAGUGAUUGCUUCCUCUAUACCAAAAACUUGGUAAUAGAUGUGGGAUAUCUUUGUCGUUUUCAGUUUAGUGAAGUAAGCGGAGAAGACGUGUCACCAUUGGACAAUCUUUAUACGUUAAAAUAGAAUAUGGGCAAACAAACAAGGAUGAAGGGAGUUUGAAAUUAAAUUUCAAGUUUGAAAGGCAUCCUAAUUCAUUCAGCAAACUGAUAAUGGAGGUCGAAACUAUUCGCAGUCGGAUUGAUGAAUUAUCCAAUUUCCUCGCAAAUUCCGCUACCAAUUCCGUAGUUUCCUCUUCAGAUUCCGACUCUGUUCUUCAAGACUGCGUUCAAGCUCUUGAGACCAAUGUGAAAGAAAUUGUCUCCGAGCAUUCGGAUGUUGGGUUUUUCAAAGAUGAAGAUUUGGAUGCUUACAUGGAUUCUUUGAGAGAUGAGCUUAGGACGACAGAGGCUGAAAGUGCGUCCCUAUCCAAUGAAAUCGAGAGUCUUAAAAAAUUGUACAUGGAAGGUACUUGUCAAUUGGAAAGUAAUCUUGAGUCAUUGCGCCAUCUCUUGGAGCAUACUGGUUUGGAGGGACUGGGGCUAGCAAAAACAGUAGAACAUGUUGAUAGAAUCAAAUCUGGAGAGGGUCAACCUGAAGCAAAGGCACUUCAUGAAGACUACUUCGAGGUUUUAAACUUGAAACAUCAAAUUGAGAUGAACAAUGCGACAUUGAAGUCCAUGGAGGAUCUUGACCUCAACUUGAAAAGGAUUGAGGUCAUUGAAAACAUCGAGGAGGCAUUAACUGGUUUGAAGGUGAUAGACCUUGAAGGAAAUAUAAUAAGGGUGUCAUUGAAGACAUACAUUCCAGAUGUUGAAGGUGAGAUGUGUCGGCUGAAUGCUGAAGAUAAUUCCAAGCAGUGUGAAGUGAACCAUGAGUUACUAAUAGAGGUCAUUGACGGGACUAUGGAUCUUAAAAAUGUAGAGAUUUUUCCAAAUGAUGUUUACAUAGGGGAGAUUGCUGAAGCUGCAAACACCUUCAGCAAAUUAUUUACUGUGCUAUCAGUACCCCAGACAAGGUCUUCCUUGGGAUGGUUUUUGCAGAAAGUCCAAGACAGAAUCGUCAUUUGCACUUUAAGACGAUUUAUGGUGAAGAUUGCUAAUAAGUCCAGGCAUUCAUUUGAGUAUUUGGACAAGGACGAGUUAAUUGUUGCUCACAUGAAUGGUGGGAUAGACGCCUUUAUAAAGCCUUCUCAGGGUUGGCCGCUAUCAAUAUCCCCACUUAAGCUAUUCUCUUUCUUGAGUUCUAAUCAGAAUGCAAAAGAAAUUUCUUUGAGUUUGCUUUCCAAAGUUGAGGAGGUGGCAAAUUCUUUUGAUUUAAAUGUACGAAAAAGCAUAACAAGUUUUGUGGAUGGCAUUGAAGAGAUACUUAUGGAGAAAAUACGCCCAGAACCUCAUCUUUAAUAUACUACAUGAAUACCAUGGCCCUUGGAAUCCAGUCGUCCACCACUACGUUAUGGUAAGACUGACCUUUUCCAAGUUUCAGCCUUGCAAUAUUCUUAUUUAAAAUCAUCCAUGAAGCCCUGAAGCUUCUUUCAGACGGCGCUUUUAGCUCUUCUGCUCUUAGACCAGCACCGUGUUCUGACUGGUUUCCAGCACUGUUUGAGUACAAGUAUCAGCAGGGUAUGUUUAAGCGUGUAAUUGUAUGACUUGUAUCAAUUUGUUUAUGAAUAAAUUUUUUAUUUGUAGAAGCAAGAUGGGGAUUUGAGGUGAUUCCUUCUAAAUGCAGACAGGAUCGUUCACAGGCACAGCAUUAAUGCACAUAUUGUGGCUCAGGAGCUGGGAUUGUUUGAUUAUCUCAAUCUCAGCUGAUUGAAUAUGGUUUAGUAUGUAGAAGAAUGUAUAUUCUGUAACAUGCUCUAAUUUGUAGGUCAGUUGACACAUGCAUGAUAGUUUACCUAUGCUUGCACGAUGUGGCCAUACUUGAAAAAUGGCAAAUUGUAAAACAAUUUAUGAAGUUGAAGCAAGCACUUUGAAGCCUUGUUCUAUGUUUUCAUGGAA